CGCACUAAUAAAUACCCCCGCUUAAAGUGCUGUUUCACUUAGGCAAAAAGCUAAGAUACACACGGUUCUUGUGUGACGAUCCCCUCACUUUCCGGUGAAUGGCCGAAACAGUGCGGAGACGUCGAGUUGAGCCGAGGAGCCACCGCCAACUGCCCAACAAGAUAAACUCGGUAAACGGCAAAGCGGUAUUUCUAAUCUGGAUAUCAACGCAAGCGAACAGCGUGUUCUCAUUUUACAUCGCCUUCUGCACGCAUAAGAUAAAUCAUAUUUCAAUUCAUGUACAUUUAUGAAGCGGAUUAGGUGCCUGUUGUCUUGAUUCAAGAAUCCCGAGAACCAAGUUUACUGGUCCAAAAUUAUACAUUGAUUAAAUCGACAGGAUGAGUCUAGGUACUAUCGCCGGUGCGGUAGCAGGAGGCGCCACACUGGCUUCCUAUCUGAAUGCCAAAUUUCACAUUGGAAAAGAUAUCCAGGGUCUGCUUGUGCAAAGACGGGGUCUGCGUGAAUACAGCAAUGCCGCUGCCCAAGGACGCGGAAACGGCUGGUUUCUUUUCAUUGAGGCAGUCAAGAAAUACCCUGACAUGGUUUGCAUGUGGACUCGUAAUGGGGUCUAUACAUAUAGUGACGUUCAUAGACUCGCGAUCCAAUAUGCUCACUUCUUCCUGUCCAAGGGGGUAAAGCCCGGAGAUCUGGUGGGCUUUUACCUCCGGAACAGAGCUGAAUUUAUGAUCGCCUGGCUGGCUCUCUGGAGUAUUGGAUGUGGUACAGCGGCUUUCAAUUACAAUCUCUCCGGGGACGCAUUGAUACACUGUCUAAGGAUUAGUGGCACAAAGCUGGUGCUGGUGGAUGAUGACGAGGAGUGUCAAGCACGCAUAGAGGAGUGCAGAGCAGUCGCCGAAGGAGAGCUGGGGAUGGAACUGACGACUGUGAAUGAAUCCUUUGCAACAAAAAUAUCCAUGUUUCCCACGACAGCCCCGCCAAAGAGCUACGCAUUGAAUAUGAACGGCGGAUUCCCAGCAAUUCUACUCUAUACGUCCGGGACGACUGGCAUGCCCAAGGGGUGUGCGUUUACCAUGGAUCGUUUCUUCACUACUACAUUCGUCCGGAGGGGUAUCUUGAACGACACAGUAGGGCCCAACGGAGACCGGUGGUAUAGCUGUAUGCCACUGUACCACGGCACCGCAAGCAUUUGCAUGAUGACCUGUAUGGUAUCAGGGGUGAGCAUUUCUAUAGGAGAAAAGUUCAGCGUCCGCAAUUUCUGGAAAGACAUUCGCGACUCCGAGUCCACUGCUUUCGUUUAUGUCGGUGAAGCCGCACGUUACCUGCUCGCUGCACCACCCUCACCGCAAGACCGCGAUCACAAGAUCCGAUUAAUGUACGGCAAUGGUCUUCGUCCAGACAUAUGGGAGAAGUUCCGCGACCGAUUCGGUGUGCCCGAAGUUGGGGAGUUCUUCAACAGCAGCGAGGGAAUUUUCGGGCUGCUCAACUAUAACACAGGAGCUUUCACCAGCGGAAGUGUCGGCCACCAUGGUCUAAUUGCUCGAACUCUACUUCACAACACCUACGUGCCUGUGGUCAUCAAUCACGACACGGGCGAUGUCCUCCGGGAUCCCAAGACUGGCUUUGCAAUCCGAGCCACGUACGAAGAGGGAGGAGAAAUAAUCGUCGCCAUUCCCAAUGAAGCCGCUUUCCAGGGUUACUGGCGCAAUCCGGAAGCCACAAAUAAAAAGUUCCUCCGGGAUGUCUUCAAAAAGGGCGAUCUAUACUACCGGUCUGGAGAUGCCCUGCGUCGUCAAGAUGACGGCCGCUGGUACUUUUUGGACCGACUAGGCGAUACAUUCCGAUGGAAGAGUGAGAAUGUCGCCACCGCCGAAGUAGCCGAAGCCCUCGGCCGAUUCCCGGGAAUAAUCGAAGCCAACGUCUACGGCGUCACCGUCCCCAACCACGAAGGCCGAGCCGGCUGUGCGGCACUCCAGAUCAGCCCCGAAGCCAAGGACAAGAUCGACCUGAAGGCAUUCGCCCAGUUUGCCCGGUCCAAACUGCCCAAGUACGCUGUUCCUGUUUUCUUGCGUGUGGUCGAUAGCGCGAGCCAUAUCCACAACCACAAGCAGAAUAAAGUUCCGCUGCGUGAUGAGGGUGUUGACCCUUCGAAGAUUGGGACGAAGGUUCCAGAUGGCCAGUUGAAUCGGUUUUUCUGGCUUCCGCCUGGAGAGGAGGGAUAUGUUGAGUAUGGAAAGGGAGAUUGGGAGCGGUUGUCUGAGGGUAAGGCGAGAUUGUAG
Molecule: messenger RNA, 2276 nt
Organism: Aspergillus wentii DTO 134E9
Lineage: Eukaryota; Fungi; Ascomycota; Eurotiomycetes; Eurotiales; Aspergillaceae
Product: putative very-long-chain acyl-CoA synthetase family protein (CefD1)
Exons: 4
Coding region: 378-2276 (632 amino acids)
Molecular function (GO): long-chain fatty acid-CoA ligase activity; long-chain fatty acid transmembrane transporter activity
Source: RefSeq, a predicted model, not a curated record